GUUGAGUCAAUGUCAGAUUAACGUUAGCUUCAGGUUGAGUCAAUGUCAGAUUAACGUUAGCUUCAGGUUGAGUUAAUGUCAGAUUAACGUUAGCUUCAGGUUGAGUUAAUGUCAGAUUAACGUUAGCUUCAGGUUGAGUUAAUGUCAGAUUAACGUUAGCUUCAGGUUGAGUUAAUGUCAGAUUCACGUUAGCUUCAGGUUGAGUUAAUGUUAGAUUAACCUUAGCUUCAGGUGUAUUCUGACUGUGUCCAGGUGUCCAUCAUGUCCAAGGAGCAGGUGAGCAUCAACGAGCUCCUGCUCUCAUUGGACAGUUCAGAGCUGCAGGAGGCGGAGCAAGUGAGAGCAGCAGUCAGCCAGCAGCUGAGUACAGACAGAGGUGGUGCUGUCCUGUCCUCUCUGGUGGAACAUUACCUGGACUCUUUGUCCCCUCAGGUGGUUUUCCUCCUGUCCUCCAUCAGGGAGCCUCAUCACAAGCUGCUGUUGGAGAAGCUGAAUGAGUCCCUCAGCAGACCUGGAAGCCGAUUGGCUGGUCUCACCCUGCUGGGUCACCUGAUCAGGAAGCAGCCUCCCUGGGUUCAUCACAUCAGCCGCUCGGCCCUGCUGGCCUCCCUGCUGCGCUGCCUCAAGACAGACAGUGACGUCGUGGUUCUGAUCUCCGGGGUUCUGGUCCUCAUAACUCUGCUGCCGAUGAUCCCUCAGGCAGGGAAGCAGCACAUCUACGACUUCUUCGACGUGUUCGGACGACUCGCCUCCUGGAGCUCCAGGAACCCUGGUCAUGUUCUCGUGGUUCACCUGGUGCACCUGCAUGCAGGUGUGUACUCGCUGUUCCACCGUCUCUAUGGGAUGUUCCCCUGUAACUUCAUCUCUUACCUGAGGCUGCACUACAGCAUGAAGGAGAACCUGGACACUUUCCAGGAGGUGGUGAAGCCGAUGCUGGAACACGUCCGGGUUCAUCCAGAACUCGUUACCGGCACUCAGGACUAUGAACUGGACCCGUCCAGGUGGAGGUGUUAUGAAGUCCAUGACAUCGUGAUCGAAUGUUCUCGAGUGUCUCUGGAUCCUCUGGAAUCGUCCUGUGAAGAAGAUCUGAGCUCCUCCUCGUCACAGCCUCACCUGGAGCUUACCUGCAGCUCAGAGGCUCUCAGCAGCUCAGGAUGCCCAGCUCACCAGUCCCUCAGCUCCUCCCACAUUCAGGUACCACACCUGUCUCAGUGUGUGCAGGCUGAUGAUGUCACAUGGAGCCCCUCCUCCCACUGUGGUCUGUCGACGCCCCCACCUGAACCUGCUGCUACAGGCUCCACCCCCCUGGACAGGUGCACCUCCAUCUCAGGUGUGAGGUCAUCAGUCUUCGUCCCCGUAGCUCCGCCCCCUGACGUUGUCCCGUCUCCUGACAGCCAGGGGAAGCAACCAAUCACAGAGAGGCAGGAGAGAGCCCAUGGUGAUGUCAUCAGCAGCAGCGAAGAUGUUCAACUGGAGCUGCCUCCCCCCUCCUCAGAGCCCCGCCCCCUCACCUCCACCCCCUGUCGUGAUCUCCUCAGUCCCCCUCCGCCCUGCCUCCUCCCUCCUCACACCCUCUCAUUGGACAGCCUGUCUGGCCCCGCCCUCGCUGACAGUGGCUCCGCCCCUCCUUAUGAGCAGCUGUUUGAGCUAGCUCUGCCUCGCGCCGCCUCGCUGUUCGUGGAGAAGAAGACGCAGGAGGCGCUGCAGAGGGCGGGGGGGCAGCAGGGGGGAGGACUGGAGGAGGAACAGGUCUCCCCCCUGAAGGUUCUGGAUCAGCUGAUAGUCCAUGGACACGACGCCCACCAGCACCUGAGCAAUAGGUUCUCUGCAGGUUCUAAGUCGGGGGAUCGGAGUCUUUCUGGAGGCCUUACCCAGGGGGAGGAGCUCCAGUGUGUGAGAAGUCAGCUCCUCUUGGUCCACAGCCAGCUGCAGUACGAGCGUUUCAAGCGUCAGCAGCACGCCAUUAGGAACCGUCGGCUGCUGCGACGAGUCAUCAGCACCACGGCACUGGAGGAGCACAGCGUCGCCAUGAGGGAGCUGCUCUCCGUUCAGGAUGACGAGAUCCGGAGUCUGAAGACGAGUUUAGAAGAAGAACAGAGACUGAGCUCUGAGCUGCUGAUGGACACAAACACACACAUCCAGCGGCUGCAGACACACAACACACACCUGGAGCUGCAGCAGCAGGAGGAGCAGAGACACACACAGAGACUGCAGAGUGAGCUUCAGGAGUGUCAGAGCAGACUGGGGGACGUGGAGGCGGAGCUUCAGAGAGCCAACAACAAGGUGUAUAAUGCUGAGCGCCAGCUGACCCAGCUGUCACUCAAGCUGAGCAGCAGCGAACAGCUGCAGCAGCAGAUGUUCCUCCAGAACCAGCAGCUGGUCCUGCUCAGAGAAACCAACCGGGUUCUGACUGAACAGCUGGAGGGAGGAGAGACACAGUGCUGCUCCGAGGCGUCCAUGCUGCAGUGCACUGUGGGUAAAGACUACCAGAGGCUGAAGGACAGCGAUGUCCAGCUGAGACAGAAGCUGGAAGCAGCCAAUCACAGGAUCUCUGAGCUGGAGACCCACCUGAGCAAGAAGGAGCAGCUGAUCCAGGACCAGAAGAAGCUGCUGGAGGACACCAAGAACCACAGCAGGGCGGAGCUGUCGGCCUCUGACAGCCGCUGUGUGGCUCUGAGGACGGCCAAUCAGACGCUGCAGAUGGAGAUGCUUCACCUGUACAGUCAGACUCACCUGGACGAAGGCAGCAGGCCCAACGGUGGCAGCGUUGCCCUCCCCGUCGCUCAGGGCAACAGGCCCCGCCCCUCCUCCUCUGCUGUGGGGAUUCUGAAUGGCACUGCGGAGGCGCUGUCCACCUCCCCCCUGCACCGCCCCUCCUGCUCCUCCUCCCCCAUUGACUCCCCCCUCGCCGUUGGUUCCUUCCUGGAGCAGCAAGCGCGACAGCUGUUCAGACCAGCCAAUCAGAGCCAAGAGGAGGACGAGACAACCAAUCAGAGCCAGGAAGAGGAAGAGGAGGAGGAGGAGGAGGCCCAGCCUGGAAGUCCUCCUCUGGGUCAGGAGGUGGAGGAGGAGGCCUCCCUCCUGACUGGAAGCCCCCAGACGGAGCCUCCGGGUCAGACAGCAGCUCCAGACCUGACACUGGCCGUCCGCCACAGGAGACACGAGCUGAGCAUCAUGGACUAUGACGAGACGCUGCCCGAGUUCUGAAGGAGGAGGAGGAGCCAGGAGGAGCAGGGGGAGGAGCUACCAGAGCUCAGCAGGUGUUGCAGCUGGAGGUCCAGGUUCUGAGUUUCAGUAAACGUCUACAGCAUCAAACACUAAAACCAGAAUUUAUCAGAACUCUAAAUCUCUGAUUCACUUUAAAGCUGCGUUCUUCAGGGUUCUACACACACGAAGGUGAUCUGGGGUUCCUCAGGGUUCCUCUGGUUACCUGCUAGCUAACAGCUGAUCUGCUGCUUUCUGAGCUCUGAUGAUCUAAUCCUUUAAAUCUGCUGUCUGAUUAUUGAUUAUUUGGUCCUGAGGUGUUUGUUCUCUGAAGCUUCCAUUCUGGUUUUUCUGCUGUCAGUGAGUUCAUUGAUUAAUCAGUUAAUUGAUUGGCUCUGUGAUGUCACAGUCCCGAUGACGAUGACAUGAACCUUCACUGUAUGACAUCAUGUUUGAUGAUGUCAGAGGCUGAAGGAAUCAGCUGAUCGUUUCCGGUCGACAAACCAAAGAUUCCUGAAGAGAAACUGUGAAAAGCUCAAUAAAGAAUCUAAACUCUGA
Messenger RNA from Acanthochromis polyacanthus (spiny chromis), 3762 nucleotides. RefSeq names its product TSC complex subunit 1a (gene tsc1a). Gene Ontology annotation, biological process: negative regulation of TOR signaling; negative regulation of cell population proliferation; regulation of cell cycle. The record is from RefSeq and is a predicted model, not a curated record. Lineage: Eukaryota; Metazoa; Chordata; Actinopteri; Pomacentridae. Gene Ontology annotation, cellular component: TSC1-TSC2 complex.